Daphnia magna is the source of this 1828-nucleotide messenger RNA. RefSeq lists its product as uncharacterized. The transcript is spliced from 4 exons. The record is from RefSeq and is a predicted model, not a curated record. Lineage: Eukaryota; Metazoa; Arthropoda; Branchiopoda; Diplostraca; Daphniidae. Bases 84 to 1448 code for a protein of 454 amino acids.
UCUACUCUGAAAACGUGAGGAGAGAGGUCGAUACUUCUUUCCGUUUUUACUAAUUCGAUUUGUUUUUUUCAACAAUUUAAACUAUGUCAUUGGCCGUCUUCGUAACACCUAAACUAGUUCGUAUUCUUGAUCCGAACUCAAAUCUUGUGGAUGUCUGGGUGGUUGAAUUUCCGUUUUGGUUGGCGAAAUAUCUGUGCGACCAAAGAACCCACAAUGAAAAUGACCAGCAGUUAAAUUCAAUCUGUCAGAUGGCUCCAUCCACAUUCGAUAUUUCAUCCAGCAAUAUUCCAUAUCCCAAUACAGAUCAUUUAGUUGCAACUGAUUUUCAACCCACUGCAAGUAUUCUUGAUCAUCAGUUUCCAACUGACCUGUUAGAAUCCAAAGAGGAAACCUGUGUGAUGAACCCUGUUAGUAAUGAUCAAAAUGGUGAUUAUGUAACACAACCUCACAACACUGCAGAAUACCCAGAUCUUGCAAUGUGUGUGCAUGCAAACUUAACACCAUCACAUGGCUACUAUUCAGACAACAUGGCAUUGCUUCACCCAACAAAUGGUCUUAGUGGAUAUCAGUUACCAGUUGAACAAAAUUAUCACAUGGAAAACCCAACCUAUCAUGAAAGGGCAAUCCUUAAUCAACCCCAAGGGCUUGAGACACAUCCCUGCUUUCCUGAUGCACCCUUUCUCCCAGUUUGUAUUCAUCAAGGGAAUGAGCCGCACGUCUUCUCUGAAAAUUUCUCUGGUUCCGCCAGGCCCGAAAAUUUCCUAAUGCAUACCACGGAAAACGGAUCAUUUUUUAUUGAAAAUGAGCUUUCAGCAAUUUCAGGAUUUGUCUCUGGCAGCUUGCAGGACUGGGGGUUCUCUCAUCCAUUGGGGCAGAUACUGAAGAACAAACGAGGAUUGUCUUGUUGCUUUGUUCUCCCUUCCGGUAUUGUAUGUUAUGUGAAAUUUACGCCCCAUGGAAUCAAGUUCUCGAGCAACCAACGAGGGAUAGUGUAUGUGAUUGACGAAGCCGGAGUUCGCACCUGCUGGGAAUCGUUCAGAUCUUUAGAGGAAAUGAUUUCGGAAAGAGACCUGUGGACUGAUCGGCUGCAGAGAGACUUCAAGAAACCCUGCAACUGCGGAGCAUCCUCAUGCUUUCAUCAGGGACAAUCUAGAUCAGUGUCAUGGAACUCAAGCUCCAAGGAUGAAACAAUCCGCGUUGAGCGAAAAGGAUUGCGAUUCUUUGCCGAAACGCGGGAAUUAAAAAAUUUGAACCUUGGCCUGGAAGAUUAUUAUAUGAGUUCAACUCUUCAUCAUUUCGGCGAGCAAAGCGGUCAUAUCUAUAUCAAAAGUUGUCACUAUCAUUUCACCCAGAGCGUCUUUUUCAAUGGGAAAUCGCUUCAAGUCAAAUUUCACACUCAGACGGCUGGUUUAGAUAGUCAUGGGCGUCUGUCGCUAAGCAACUGCUAACUCUAGAAAAAGUUGGCGCCCAAAAGCGGGAACGGUGGUAAGCCAAACGACUCAUUUAAAAAAUCUCCUUGUUAUCACCCCAGUUUUCUUGAUGUUUCUAUUGAUCAUAUUAUCUUUUUUCUCGGUAUUAUUUUUCUUCCAUGUUUAUGUUGUAUUAUUUUUUGCUUACUAACAUUUAGUAGCAUUUUGGCGUUUUCUUGUUUAGAAAUUUAUGAACCCUCACGCUUUACAAGUAUGAGCAUGGUAUAUUGACGAAUUCGGUUAAAUGAAACGGUUAAUUACUUUGACCUUGCACGUAUUAAAACGUUGCCCAGAUAAAUUUACUGUGAUAACACGAAAUGUGUAUCGACUGCCGAUAUACAUAACAUUAUUGAACAUGA